Trichechus manatus latirostris (Florida manatee) is the source of this 926-nucleotide messenger RNA. Its product is annotated as olfactory receptor 51F2-like. The record is from RefSeq and is a predicted model, not a curated record. The annotation marks the transcript as partial. Lineage: Eukaryota; Metazoa; Chordata; Mammalia; Sirenia; Trichechidae. The transcript has a single exon. Gene Ontology annotation, cellular component: plasma membrane. Gene Ontology annotation, molecular function: olfactory receptor activity. Gene Ontology annotation, biological process: G protein-coupled receptor signaling pathway.
UUGUGUGUUUCAGCACUAGUCACUAUGCUGGGCAUAUUCUGGUUCAAUGCAAGACAGCUCAGUUUCCAUGCCUGCAUUGCUCAGACAUUCUUCAUUCAACUAUUUACUGUCAUGGAGUCUUCAGUGCUCCUGGCAAUGGCUUUUGACUGCUUCGUUGCCAUUUGUAACCCACUGAGAUAUAUUACUAUCUUGACUGAUUCCAGAAUAAUCAAAGUGUGGUUUGCCAUUCUUGUCAGGGGAACAGUCAUCCUAUUGCCUCUGGCCCUGCUUCUUAAGCGUCUGUUCUUCUGUCAAAGCCGUGUGCUCCAUCAUUCCUACUGUUUCUAUCCUGAUAUAAUCCAGCUUUCAUGUUCUUACAACAAGAUCAACAGUGUUUUAGGACUUACUGCCCUCAUAGUUACAGCAGGAGUGGACUCCAUAUUUAUUCUUCUCUCUUACAUUCUGAUUAUUAAGACUGUCCUAAGCAUUGCUUCCGGAGAGGAGCGGCACAAGGCCUUUAGCGCUUGUAUUUCCCACAUAAGCGCUGUUGCUAUCUUCUACAUCCCUCUCAUUAGCUUGUGCUUUGUCCAUCGAUUUGGGAAAACAGCCCCUCCUUAUGUACACACUCUUAUGGCAAAUGUGUAUUUGCUUAUUCCACCUGUGAUGAAUCCCAUAAUCUAUAGCAUGAAAACCAAGCAGACUAUUCAGGCUAUUCAGAAAGUCCUCUUUCCCAAGGGAUCCAAAGCCUAACCCUAACACCUAUCCAAUAAAGUCUAUUCCUUAGUUAUUAUUUUCAGGGCCUAGUGUUUGAUGAGUUAUGAACCCUUUUCUCAGUGACCUAAAACUAAAAGAAAUAGAAGGUUGGGUGGGGUGGUCAGGCAAGUAUAAUUUGGUAGAAAUUUUUCUUAUCUUUUUUUUGUUUGUUUUUAACUUUUUAUCAGAGAAAA